AUGACGACGACGGCCACCGCGGCCAGCCAAACCGCGGCGCAGGGGGCCCGCGCGCCAAGCGUCGCCCCCGCGCCCCCGUCGGAGCUCGCCCUCCUCAGAUCACACAUCCAAACACUUACGGAGCUCAACAGCCGCCUGCAGGCCAUCCGCCAGAUCCCAGCCCAGCUGCUCCGGCCCCCGCCGUCCGCCGCGCCGGGGGAGGUCAUCGCCGGGCCCUCGUUGCUCACGCAUGGGUUCAAGGAGCUCCAGGCGGUGGGCGAGCUCGUCCGAUCGGAGAAGGUCCAGGAGGCGCUGAAGACGGCGAAGAAGAGCGAGCGCGCCGACUCGAGCGCGCUCGACUCGAACCUGCGGAGAGAGAUGCUGAAAAGGAGGCGACCACCGCCUCCGGACUCACCACAACCAUAUCGUGAGACCGAGCCGAGAGACAUGUCUUUCCUGCCGCCGCCCGAGGACGGAGCGGUUCCGAUUAGCCUCGAGGCCCUGCCUGCCUACGUCCGGAACUUCAAUCGUUCGAACAAGAACAAACUGCACAUCGUCUCCCCGAAAAAGGGCAGGGCUCUCUCGUGCCCCGUAACGCUUCGCCUCAUGGCGGUAAACGUCGCGACCAUCUACCUCACGGUGGACCAUUCCGCACAGGACGAGCGAGCGCUGAUAGUAGAGAGCGCCACCGCUAUAGGGUCGCGAGAACAGGCGAGUAAACCGGCUCACUCCCAGUCGGACUUCAUGGCCUUCCAGCAGCUCUCCCAACAGCUGGCGAAGGUGAUCCGCUCCGAUCCGCUGGCGCCUCUCCAGUCUUUCAUUGAGCUGCUUGGCGCCUACGACCGCCUGUUCGACGACAGCUGUUCCAACUGCCAACGAGUUAUAUCAGCAGAGGGACAUGUUCCGCCCGUCGUGCGGAGACGGGUGCCUCCGUCGGCCGAUGGCAAGGGUCCCCAGUGGGACGCUCGUCAUGUCGUCUGCAAGUACGAGCCACCGCCGCCGGCUCCGCCAGCCGACGAAGGCGGAGGCGAGGUCGCGGUCGACGGGGUAGGAGAGGGUGGUGCGAGUGGCAAUCCGUAG
Messenger RNA from Epithele typhae, 1059 nucleotides. RefSeq lists its product as uncharacterized. NCBI's taxonomy places the organism in Eukaryota, Fungi, Basidiomycota, Agaricomycetes, Polyporales, Epitheliaceae. The coding region runs from base 1 to 1059 and encodes 352 amino acids. The record is from RefSeq and is a predicted model, not a curated record. The transcript is spliced from 4 exons. Gene Ontology annotation, cellular component: mediator complex.